AUGCCGAACAAGAUCACGAUCGACCUUAUCCGCCGCAGGGCAGAGCACAAUGAAGGUCUCAUCCACACCCUCGAGGAGCUCUCCCUGCACCAGGAAGAAUUGGAAUCAAUCGACGACACCCUCGGCUGCAACUGCCGCCGCCUCAAGAUCCUCUAUCUCCAGAACAACAUCAUCGGGAAGAUGCAGAACCUGCACCACAUGAAGGAGCUAGAGUACCUCAACCUCGCCCUCAACAACAUCUCCAAGGUUGAAGGCCUGCAGUCUUGCGAGUUUCUGAACAAGCUGGACCUAACGGUCAACUUCGUCGACAUGGACGAGCUGGAGAACAGCGUGUCUGCCAUGGAGGGUAACCGGCAUCUCAAAGACCUCUACAUGAUGGGCAACCCUUGUCAGUCAUGGGCUGGUUUCGAGGCGUACACGAUAGCUCGGCUGCCUCAAUUGGAGCGCCUGGACGGCAAGGAGAUCACCCGAACGGACCGAAUAAAGGCGCAGCAGCGGCUGCCUGCCCUCCGCAAGGAGAUCCCGUUGUUGGCACAGGAGGUGAGACAACGCAAGCUCGCCGAGAAAGAAGCGGCUAAAUUAGAAUCUCAGGAAAAGCAUGAUGGAAACAACAACAGCGACAACGAGCACAGCCGGGGGGGGGGCGUGGAUGCCGACGACCACCCCACAGCCCCGGCGAAGAGCGACGGCGCCACAGACCAACCAGGACACGAUGCUCGGCCUAGCGGCACCGACAAGUCCUGUGACGGAAAAGGGGAGGAAGAGGAACUUACGAAGCACACGCCGGAGGCCCGCACGGCGAUAUACCGCGAGAUGGCCGAGCAGAAGAGGGAGAAAGAAGAACGGCAGAAGGAAAACUUGCCCAAGGACCGCAACUUUGAGCUCGAGCAGACCAGGCUGCCGCGGUGGAGAGGGCCCGCAAGCGAGAAACCGAGGGCACGAUCAGACAGUGCACACGAGGCCAAACUCGAGUUCCGCUUCGAGGAGACCGGAGCGGCGUCAUCGACCCCGGGGGGCCGGGUGGGGCGGGGAAGCGGCAGCAGCGGGGACAUCGUGCUUGAGGUGGCGGUGCCGAAACACCUGGACUCUUCCCUCAUGGACCUCGACGUGCUGCGCCUGAGCCUUCAGGCGGAAGUGAAGGCGGGAGAGGCUAAGGCUAGACGUAGCAAGACAACGGGAAGCCUUGUGGUGACCAUGCCCAAGGUCGACCCCGAUCAGUCCAUAGGCCUCAUCCCAACCGACGGCAGAAGGCGGACCCCCGGCGUUGUUGCGGACCGUGCGGCUGCCUCCAAGAACGCCGCUAAGAACGACGCCGGCCGCACGAGGCGUCGAGGGGGGGGAGGGGCCCCUACUCUGGCUGCACUAAUGAUGGAGGAGGCCCAGGCUGCGGCGGCGGCGGCGGCGGCGGCGGCAGCAAAGGAGGGUCAAGAGGGUGCGGGAAAAUCGGCGGUGUCGAUUCGCGGCAUGGUCGGCCCUCGACACGGCGGUCUCGAGGCGGAGACGGCGCCAGAGCUCUCCGAGGGGUUUGUCCGCUUUUUCCGCCGGCGUUCUCCAUUUCGCCGCUUUUCUGACAUCUGCAAGAAGAUUCUCCGCCUGCCUGCGUUCUCCGAUUCUCCGCUUUUCCGACCUCGGCACCUUGCGCAGCUCUCUCGCUCUCUUCCUUGCACACGCGCUCGCGCCCCCUCCUCUCACCCCGCCGACAGCACCCUCCACUGCCUACUAGCACCCUCCGUCUAG
This is a messenger RNA of Ectocarpus siliculosus, 1737 nucleotides long. NCBI's taxonomy places the organism in Eukaryota, Phaeophyceae, Ectocarpales, Ectocarpaceae. The record is from the annotation of a GenBank genome assembly.